Candidozyma auris is the source of this 2145-nucleotide messenger RNA. RefSeq names its product translation initiation factor eIF2B catalytic subunit epsilon (gene GCD6). Gene Ontology annotation, biological process: biosynthetic process. The record is from RefSeq and is a predicted model, not a curated record. The transcript has a single exon. Bases 1 to 2145 code for a protein of 714 amino acids. Gene Ontology annotation, cellular component: eukaryotic translation initiation factor 2B complex. Gene Ontology annotation, molecular function: translation initiation factor binding; translation initiation factor activity; guanyl-nucleotide exchange factor activity. NCBI's taxonomy places the organism in Eukaryota, Fungi, Ascomycota, Pichiomycetes, Serinales, Metschnikowiaceae.
AUGCCGCCUAAAAAUAAAAAACAAAGAGAAGUUGUUCUGGAUGAGCGUUUUCAGGCUAUUGUACUCACAGACUCCUUCGAGACAAGGUUCAUGCCGUUGACCUCGGUAAAACCACGAUGUCUUCUACCUUUAGUGAGCGUUCCAUUGAUCGAGUACACCUUGGAGUUCUUGGCAAGGGCUGGAGUCAAUGAAGUGUACUUGAUGUGCUGCGCUCAUGCAGAUCAAAUACAGCAAUACAUCGAGCUGUCAAAAUGGGCGCAGAACUCGCCAUUCAAAAUCACCACCAUCAUGAGUUCGGAGUCCAGAUCAGUGGGUGACGCCAUGAGAGACUUGGACAACCGAGGACUCAUCACCGGUGAUUUCCUUCUUGUUUCGGGAGAUGUGGUGACAAACAUUGACUUCGAGAAGGUCAUGGCCUUCCAUAAGCAGAGGAAGCUGGUCGACAAAGAACACAUCCUCUCGAUGGUUCUCACCUCUGCCAGCCCAUUGCAUAGAACGAGGUCUCAUGUCGACCCAGCAGUCUUCAUAUUAGACAAACAGACGGACCGCUGCCAUUACUAUCAGGAUAUACCACCUGCUGGUGGUAGAAAAACUAGCAUCAACAUUGACCCCGAGCUCUUGGAGGAUAUCGAAAACGACUUUGUCAUUCGCAACGACUUGAUCGAUUGCCACGUGGAUAUAUGUUCUCCUCAUGUUCCGCAAAUCUUCCAGGAGAAUUUCGAUUACCAGACUCUCAGAAGUGACUUUGUCAAGGGAGUUUUGACUUCUGAUUUGUUGAAGAAGACGAUUUAUGCAUACAUCGCAGAGGGUGCUGAAUAUGCCGCCCGUGUGGAAAGUUGGGACACUUAUGACGCCAUUUCCCAGGAUGUGUUGGCUCGUUGGUCCUACCCAUUGGUGCCCGACAUGAACUUGAUUGGCCUGUCUUACAAAUAUGAGUUUCAUCACAUCUACAAAGAAGAUAAGGUUGUUUUGGCACAGUCUUGCAGAGUCGGAAGCAGCACAUCAAUUGGUACCAACACUAGCGUUGGUGCCAACACUGCCAUUGAGAAGUCAUCAAUCGGGCGCAAUUGUGAGGUGGGUGCCAAUGUAAUUGUAAAGAAUUCUUAUAUCUGGGAUAACGUCGUCAUCGAGGACAAUGUCACCGUUGAAAAUGCCAUUGUCGCUGGAAACACUGUCAUCAAAGAGGGUGCGAAACUUCGAAAGGGUGCCGUUAUUGGCUACAAUGUGACCAUUGGAGCUGGCAAGGUCAUAUCUUCCAACGUGAAAGUUGUGGAUAAGCCUGUCAAGAAGGACACAGGGAGCGGUGUGUUCGAUGAUGAUGACGAGGAGGACCAGAACGAAGAAAACUUUCAAGCAAACGCUAUCGAUGUGGACAUUGUUGGUGAGGAUGGUGCUGGUGUCAUGUACUUGUCUGACAGAGAAUUUGAUGACGAAUCAGAACUGGAAAGUGCAUCUCUCAAUAACAGCAGUCUCAUCUACCAGAUGAGCAACCUCAACGUGUCGGACGACUCGAUUGCUUCGGUCACAAAGAAGAAGAUGAAGAGACAUGGUCGUCACAAUUCCAGAAGUAGCAGGAGAAUGUCCGCUACGUCUGUUCUUUCGACAGAUUUUGAGGAGGAAGAGGAAGAAGAUUUUAAUAAGGAAGCUGUUGCUACAGUUGAAAGAGCAAUAGAGAACAAGCAUGACUUGGACACUGCACUUCUCGAACUUAAUACUUUGAGGAUGUCCAUGAAUGUUACUUAUCAUGAAGUUCGUCAAGCCACCGUGGAAGCCAUCGUGAGGCGAAUUGUUCACUUCAUUACUACAGACACUCUCAACGUGAGAGAUGCUUCCGCCAAAAUUUUCAAUGAGUGGGGAGGACUUUUCAGAAGGCAAAUAUUUUCUGAGGAAGACCAGCAAGAUCUAGCGCAAAUCAUCCAGGAGGCCUGCGCCACCGUUGACCACGAAUACAAUGAGAUGAUUUUGUGCAUUGCCCUUCAGAAGCUUUACCAGAUGGACAUAAUCGAAGAGGACAACAUCUACGCGUGGUGGAACUCUGAGGCUUCCGUGGCGACAGAGGCGUUGAAAAAAGUGCGUGGAGUAACAGCUCUGUUUGUGGAAUGGUUGCAAAAUACCGAGGAAGAGAGCGAGGAAGAGAGCGAGUGA